AUGGCCUGCAUGAAGAAGAAAAACGAAAAACAAAAAAGGAGAAAGAAACUAUUCCCUCUUCCUCUUCACACCGCCGUCCACCCAUGUUCUUCCUCUCAUCCUCGAUGGAACCGCCAUAGCCACCCAAACACGUCACCCCUUCCACUACUCCCGUUUCCACCGCACCCGCCUUCCGCCGGAGACCGCUUACACAAACCACAUCUCCACGCCGUCUCCGCCCUUUGCCAACCAAACACGUCACUACCUUCACCGACGUCACACGAUACAACCCACCACACCUCCGUCGAACCACAACAGCGCAAACUCACCACCGCCGCGACGCCAUCUUCACCGGUCAACCUACGUCGUGCAUCUCCUACCCUCCGGCACAACCAAAUCAACACCGUUGAAACCAUUUCGACACAACCUUCACACUGCCAUCACCUAUCCCCCAUUUCCGGCAUUAUCAAUUUCAAAUCCGGCAUCAUGACCUUCGACAAUAUCGUCGCCAUGUUUUCGGUCUCACGGUUUUUCCGUAUCGAGCUUGGCUUUGUUCGCAUUUGCAUUUCGCAUUGCAGAAUGACUUUCGUGUGUUUGGUUGCGUUUAGAGCUUGUGUGCGUGCUAUGUUAUGGCUUGAAAUGCAGAGUAUACUACUUUAUAAGUUAUAGUAUUAUGUAUUAUUUUAUAAGUUACAGUUAGUAAGGAGGUUGAAAUAAAGAAUUGGAUUUUAAA
Molecule: messenger RNA, 712 nt
Organism: Lathyrus oleraceus (garden pea)
Lineage: Eukaryota; Viridiplantae; Streptophyta; Magnoliopsida; Fabales; Fabaceae
Exons: 3
Coding region: 1-648 (215 amino acids)
Source: RefSeq, a predicted model, not a curated record